This is a messenger RNA of Prorocentrum cordatum, 1221 nucleotides long. NCBI's taxonomy places the organism in Eukaryota, Dinophyceae, Prorocentrales, Prorocentraceae. The record is from the annotation of a GenBank genome assembly.
AGCCGCUGCUUCCUCGAGCUGGAGGCGCUUCCGGGGAGCCCCCGCGGGGCUCACGGCCGACCCGCGCGGCGCUCUCCCACUGCUGCUCGACCUCGGCCCCCCGCCGGCCGCAUGCUGGCCACGGUGCACCAGCCGCUCGCGCACGGCGGCGGCGGCUCGUCCGCCGCGGGCGCGGCGCUCGCGCUGGUGGCCGACCUGCUCCGCGAGACGGACGCCCCGCUGGCGGAGGAGCUCGCCCACAGCGGCGUGCUGACCGUGCGCCUGGACCGCCGGGCCGAGGUGUGGGUCGGCGUGGACAUGCGCGCGCGCCCUGCCAGGGACGCGGACUCCCUGAAGGUGCUCGUGGUGAUCGAGCCGCCGGCGGUGCAGAGCCUGUGCACGGACGGGUUCGACCUCGUCCUGACCUGGUGGGACGAGCACCUUCGGGCGCUCCCGGCCGCCCGGCUCUUCCUCGCCGCCACGCCGUGGCUCGUGCCGGGCGAGUGGGCCCCGGCGCACGCCCCCAAGCGCCCCGGGGUCGGCUUCCUGCGCGGGGCGAAGAGGCGCACGGAGGGCCACAGGCUGCGGCACGAGCGCCCCGCGGUCGCCGUGCCGCCUCACUUGCUGGGAGCGUCGGGGGCUCUUGUGUUGCUCGGUCGGGGCACCUGCCAGGACGCUGCAGACCUCAGGCCGAAGGCGAGCCACGGCCUGAAGGAAUACUUCCCGGGGACUCGGCUGGGCGACCGCGGCCACGAGAUUUGGGAGGCGCGCGAGCAGCUGGAGCGGCGCGCGGGCGUCCCCGUGGACUUCGAGGCUGGCGGGGGCGUGUCGAGGGCCGACAGGAACCGCCAGUUCUCCUAUCAGUUUGUGCUGGUUGUGGAGAACUCGCGCCACCGCAACUACUUCACCGAGAAGCUGCUGGACGCUCUCCUCAGCAGGUGCAUUCCCGUCUACUGGGGCUGCCCCAACAUCGCCGACUUCUUCGAGGAGGCGGGCUUAGUGGUGGUCGGGGACGGCGGGUCCCUGUCAGACGUGGAGGUCGCCCUCGGGGCGCUGUCGGAGGCCGCGUACGCGGCCCGCCUCGAGAGUGCCGAGGAGAACUUCGAGCGGGCAAGGCCAAUCGCCGCCGUCGCCACAACCGUCUCGGACGAGAGGGGGUGGGGGAAAGGGGCCUCCGGAGACUGGUUGCCGGCCCUGGGGCUGCCAGAGCGCAAGUGGUCCGACCGAACAAUGAACUUGUGA